This is a messenger RNA of Trichomycterus rosablanca, 975 nucleotides long. RefSeq names its product calcium binding protein 1b (gene cabp1b). Gene Ontology annotation, biological process: regulation of voltage-gated calcium channel activity. Bases 1 to 888 code for a protein of 295 amino acids. Gene Ontology annotation, molecular function: calcium channel regulator activity; calcium ion binding. The record is from RefSeq and is a predicted model, not a curated record. Gene Ontology annotation, cellular component: cytoplasm. Lineage: Eukaryota; Metazoa; Chordata; Actinopteri; Siluriformes; Trichomycteridae. The transcript is spliced from 7 exons.
AUGAGCUCCUCUCUCCCCAAAAGCGAAUCUCGAACCUCUCUGAUCGGAUCCUCGGCUCACCGCCACCACCAUCAGAACCGCCAUCAGAACCGGAGCACCGGGGACACCGAGCCCGCCGAGUGCGCGCGCAACUCCCGGCGCGGAGGCUCGAGACGCGGGCACGAGGAACAACCGAGCGGGCGCAUCAGACCUCAGCAUCCUCCUCAUCCUCAUCCUCCUCAUCCUCAUGAUGAGAACCGGAGAACCUCCACCGAUCAUCACACCGACAUGUUCUUCACCCCGGAGCUGAGCGCGCGCGGGGGCUCGAGCCUGGAGGAACCGGCACCUGCGCGCGCAGAGGCGGCGGGGAGGAGACGCGGUACCGCGCGCCACACCGGGACCGCACGCGACGAGGAGCUGCACCCCAUCGUGAAGUCAGUGUUCGGACAGGACAGAGAGCUGAGACCUGAAGAACUGGACGAGCUGAGAGAGGCGUUUAGAGAGUUCGAUAAGGACCAUGAUGGGUUUAUCGGCUGUAAGGAUUUGGGGAACUGUAUGAGGACGAUGGGGUACAUGCCCACAGAGAUGGAGCUGAUCGAGCUCAGUCAGCAGAUCAACAUGAACCUGGGGGGUCACGUGGACUUUGAGGACUUUGUGGAGCUGAUGGGACCAAAACUGUUGGCAGAAACAGCAGAUAUGAUCGGAGUGAAGGAGCUCAGAGACGCUUUUAAGGAGUUCGAUACUAACGGUGAUGGACAGAUCAGUACAGCAGAACUGCGGGAGGCCAUGAAGAAGCUUCUGGGGCAGCAGGUGGGACAUAAAGAUCUAGAGGACAUCCUGAGGGACAUUGAUCUUAAUGGAGAUGGACACGUGGACUUUGAAGAGUUUGUGAGGAUGAUGUCCCGCUGAUCUUCUGCACCGAGACGUUUGAGGAUCUGAAUCUUCUGCAAUACACACAGACCUCUGGAGCGUGACCUCUGACCUCUGACCCUGUAC